This is a messenger RNA of Chara braunii, 2371 nucleotides long. NCBI's taxonomy places the organism in Eukaryota, Viridiplantae, Streptophyta, Charophyceae, Charales, Characeae. The record is from the annotation of a GenBank genome assembly.
GCUGUUGACGAAUUUGAUGAAUGUCGUUCAGACGAGAGGAUCAUGGACAAGCAGGCUGUGGGGGAGGACGAUGAGUGUAAUAGCCCAACCUCUCCGGAGGCAAAUACCCGAAAGCAACCAAACAACGUGCAUUCAUCCAACAUCCGGGCACGACAAACCACGCUCGAAGAGGGUGGGGCAAUCGUGUCAAAGAAUGAGGAAGCCCAACGGUGAAUUGAUGAUUGGUUGGUGUUUGAUUGGAUCUCAUUCACGAUGGUGCGCAGCAAGUACUUCUUGAGGAUGUUGCAGAAGGUUCGUGAAGCGGAGCGGUCCUUCAUCCCUGCGAAGUACGAUGUGCAGCGAACGAAAAGAUUAGACCUCAGUGAGGCGCGUGUGACGCAAGGAAUAGCACGGCAACAAAAACGAUGGGCACGCACAGGCUGCAUGCUCCAACUGGACAGGUGGAUUGAUCGGAGAGGACGACCACCCUUGAAUGUGAUGGUCUCCUUUCCGACCGGUGUUGUUUUUUGGAAAUCCCACUGCAUGUCGGGAAAGGAUAAAGGAGCGGAGGCUUACUUCAACAUUCCGUCGGAGGCAAUCAAGGAGGUCGGUGAGAAAGUUGUCGUCGGUGUCAUCAUGGACAAUGCGACUGUGUGUGCAAGAGCGGGCAGGCUGGUGGAGGACACAUUUCCCACCAUCUUUCAUGUACCAUGCGCAGCGCAUUGCCUGGACCUCAUGCUGCACGACAUUGGGCGGACAGAUUGGGUGAAGGAGGUUGUGGGAAAGGGCAAUGACUUGGUGAAGUUCUUCAUGAACCACCAACGCGUAUGUGACAUCUUCUACGUGCACUCCGGCGGGAGGCAGUUGUUGCGACCUGCUGCAACACGGUUCGCUACAAAUUUUCAUAUGCUCGACCGCUUAAAAAAGCAACGCAAUGCACUGGUUGCCACGGUCAGUCAUGAUGCUCGCCGGAAGCCGACCGUGGUACCUCAUGCGCAGCGCGACACAUUCUACGAGAUGGAGGAGAUCAUCCUUGAUGGAGCGGGCUCUUGGGAGGGCGUCAACAAAGUCAUCGCCGCUGUUUAUGACAUUGUCCUGCUGCUAAAGGUGGUGGAUGGCACUGGACCCACUGUCAGCAAAGUGUAUGCGAAGAUGGAUAAGGCGGUGGAAAGAUUGCGGGCCAAUUCAAAAUUGAAAAAGGAUGAGCGGGAGGACAUCGAGGAAAUGGUCAUGCGUCGAUGGAAUGCCAUGACCACACCGCUGCAUUGUGCAGCAUUAUUCUUGGAUCCGGAGUACCGCUCGUACGAGCCACAAAACGACCCGCAGAUCCAAGACGGCUUAACGUGGUUGUAUACGUGGUUGAGGGGACGGUCGCAGGAAGUGAUAGACCAGGUGGAAUAUGAGGUGGAUUGUUGGGUGCAGAACAUUGGGAAGUUUUCCACGGAGAAGGCGAUGGAAGCGGCACGGAAGCAGAACCCUGCAACAUGGUGGCUUCGGUGGUGUAUCGAGUUACGGUACUUGCAGCCACAUGCCAUUCGCCUUCUUGGCCAGGGAUCAUCUGCCUCGGGUUGCGAGAGAAAUUGGAGUCUCGUCGAGGCGAUCCACACGCGCCCACGUAACGGCUUGGCCCCCGAAACAAUGCAGAAACUCGUGUACUGCAGGUGGAAUAUGCGCAACAUAGAACUGCAGGGUGGUCUGCUGACCCUUCCUCGCCUUCUUCGUAGCAGCACUAGAGGAGGAGGACUCCUUCCGCCUCUUUUCGGAAGAACGAACGUAUCUCGAUGGGAGAAUGAGCUUUGCCAUGGUUCUCGGAAACUUGUGCAGCAUGAUCGUCGGAUCAUCCAAGAUGCUUUGCGGGGUCCUGGGGGGAUCUAUCGUAACGCUAUGGGUCAUCUUGACCAUUAUCUCCCGCAUGUGGAAGAAUACCACAGAGGCGAGGAUCGGCACGAGCGCGCGCUUUUAACGACGGAGCCUCCGGAAACAGAUAAUGCAGGUCAGAGAGAAGGUACCACAGGUCCACAGCACAUGGUCAAACCAUGUGAUGUUCUUACCGCAAUCCCCCUUGCCCCCCUCAAUGCAGCGGCAUUUGAGAUACGGUCUACCGACGUUCCAGAUGCGUUUCAGUUUUGCUGUCGCCGUCUGAACCCUGGGGCCCAUAAAACCCCUGACGGAGAGUGGAGUGCUGGAUACAGUGCAUUUAGUGCGGUCAAAAUUGCCUACCACUGGGAGAUUCAUGUUCUCGGCGGUGAGCGGAUAAUCACCUCUACAAAUCUCUGUGUUCUCCAUCAAUGCCUUCUCGUUGCAUUUCAGUAACUCUUGUUCGGAGAGGGACGCAAGAAAGCGGUAGGAGUCAACAUGGAUGGGCGCAACAUAGUUGAACGUAAGGAGAUCC